UCCGCUGGAAAUAUGAAAGUAUAUUCCAAUGACAAGCAAUAAGCGUAAAGCGCUUACUAAGCGCUGAGUUCUGCUGAACGCGGCCAUUGAGACGACAAACUCUGGAUAGAAAAUAGUUUGACAACCUCUGCAUAGCAACGCGAUGUGACAGUUGACUUAUUACUUGACUGUGUGUGACUGCUGAGACCAAACUGUAUUUAUUUGCAUGUGUAACUGAGAAGAUAUGCUAAAAUCAGCAACAUAUCAUCCAGAGUUGUGAAUAAAUAAAGUUUGAUCAUUUUUAUCACUGAAAGUUUGUAUAUUUUCGAAGCAGUCCCUUUGCUAUUUGAAAUGGAGGAUACAUCAGAGGAGCUACAGUUUAUAGUAGAUGAUGUGAGCAAUAUUAUUAAAGAAGCCAUUGAAGUAUCAAUAGGUGGCAAUGCUUAUCAGCACAAUAAAGUGAACCAAUGGACCUCUAAUGUUGUGGAAGCAUGUUUAGGCAAUUUGACAAAAUUGCAAAAGGCUUACAAAUACAUUGUGACUUGUACAAUUAUGCAGAAGAACGGUGCCGGACUUCAUACUGCUAGUUCAUGUUAUUGGGAUAAUUCUACCGAUGGAAGCUGCACUGUACGCUGGGAAAACAAAACUAUGUAUUGCAUUGUAUCCGUUUUUGGACUAGCUCUUUAAAUAAUUUUCUUAUAAGCUUUUUGAAAAAAAAACCCACUAAUUUUGGCGAUAUAGUAAGCUACUUUUCGAAAUAUGUUUUUGUUCUAAAGUCAUUAACAGAACUCGAUAUUUUUGCAUAUAAAAAAAUGAUAGACGUCAUAGUUAGUUGAAUAAAAAAUAAUUGUAUAUAUAUAUCGUAUUAGAGAUUUUUUUAAUUAAAUAAUAAAGUAUCAAAAAAUAUUAUUUAAUAAAAUUAGACACGUGCAUAUGAUGGAACAACUGGGAAAAGAAGAUUCUUAAAAUGUAAACAAAAAUAAGUCAAAAAUGUAAAAAUAAAAUGUUCGUUUAGGUUUUGAAAAGAUCAAUUUUAAAGAUUAAAAAAUUGAUUUAUUUAUUUCUGACACACUUAAUUGAUCUUGAAAUAAUCUCGUCAUAUGUACACCUUUAAAUUAUUAAUAUUUUGAUUAAAAAAAAAGAAUACUCCGUUUAAUAAAGCUCUUAAAAACUGUAUAUUGUAUACACAUAAUUUUAUUAACAAUCUUAUCAUUUUGAGUUGCUCUAUUUAAAUAAAAGUGUACUUCUUAAAAAUUAUUAUUAUACACUGACUGUUAUUGAAAUAUUUGUGAUGAUAUCAAAGAUUUAUAUAGUAACGAUCAAUCCAGCUCUGCUAUUAUUCUACACAUUUGAUUUAUAUUUAAACAAUUAUCUCUUUCCCGGUUGUGCCCACAUGUUUUAGCGAAUCAUAUAUAAAGUACAUUCAAAAAAUAUUUUAAAAAAUAUUUUUUAUUAUAUGAAAGCUGGUAUUAUUUUUAUCUACUUGUAAUUUAUAUGAAAUAAACGCGAGAUGUCGAUUGCA
This is a messenger RNA of Pseudomyrmex gracilis, 1501 nucleotides long. It is a transcript of the gene Dlc90F, whose product is annotated as dynein light chain Tctex-type 1. The coding region runs from base 331 to 666 and encodes 111 amino acids. Gene Ontology annotation, molecular function: dynein intermediate chain binding. Gene Ontology annotation, cellular component: cytoplasm; cytoplasmic dynein complex. The transcript is spliced from 4 exons. The record is from RefSeq and is a predicted model, not a curated record. Gene Ontology annotation, biological process: microtubule-based movement. NCBI's taxonomy places the organism in Eukaryota, Metazoa, Arthropoda, Insecta, Hymenoptera, Formicidae.